Molecule: messenger RNA, 1019 nt
Organism: Liolophura sinensis
Lineage: Eukaryota; Metazoa; Mollusca; Polyplacophora; Chitonida; Chitonidae
Product: leiomodin-3-like
Exons: 8
Coding region: 101-1006 (301 amino acids)
Biological process (GO): snRNA transcription by RNA polymerase II; snRNA transcription by RNA polymerase III
Cellular component (GO): snRNA-activating protein complex
Molecular function (GO): RNA polymerase II cis-regulatory region sequence-specific DNA binding; RNA polymerase III type 3 promoter sequence-specific DNA binding
Source: RefSeq, a predicted model, not a curated record
ACGAAUCCGUCUACUGCUAGAGCAAAAUGGCGACGUCAACAUGUCGCGGGAAGCGAGAGACGUUUAAUUGACUGAACUGCAUGGAAAGUUUUAGAUCACUAUGGACAUGCAGGAACCGAUGACAUCUGCUUCAGAGAGAGAAACGCUUCAAGAAGAAAUUAAACGUAUACAGUUGGCUCUUGAAGGGAACUACGACGAUGGUUCAGGGGACGAAAACGGUUUGGAUGGAAGUGAGGAUGAAGAUGCCCUGAACAUUGAUGAAGAUUGUGAAGAAAACCCAACCGAGGACCAUCGACUGAUCCAAGUGGGCGAAGAAGCCACCGAUCUUGAUCAUGGGAUUGAAGAGUUUGAAGAUGGUGAAAUUGUUCAUCUUGGUAAUAGAGGAGGAAGUGGGUCUCUCCUGGGUGAGAAUGCUGGGUAUGUGGCCAGCCUGGCAUUAAACAGGGCCUACCAGGAGGUGAUCAAGGACUGCUUGAAGCGCAUUGAAGAUCUGCUGACCUCCAACUCAGAGAGACAGGAUGAACUGUCACAUGAGUUAGAAGACCGGGUGUUGAUCCGACCCAACUCUGUCAUUUCCAGGAAGAACCAGCUUUCCAAUUACAGUGUGCCUUACUUUAAAGAUGCAGACGGAAUGUACCCACCGUCAAAUGAGGAUGUUAGACUGAAAUGUGCCAGAGCCGAGGUCAGAGCGCAUGAAAUGAGGCCAUCCAUAUGGAAGUCAUCACACAAGGAGAGUCUGAAGAAAGCUGUGUUGAAUGACGCCAGAGAGAAGUUACUGAGGCCUUAUAUGAACAGGAAGGAGAUUGAAAUGGAGAAGCUGUGUGCUGCUCAAAAAGCGACAGAGGAGUGUAAGUUUAGACUGACACUUGAUAUGGAGGAUGAGGAGGAGAAUGAUGAGGAUGACGAGGAAAAUGAGGAGGACAUUUCUGAUGAGGACUGGGAAGAUGAAGAAGAGAAGCAUAAAAAGCAAAAAGUACCAAAAGAUUCCAGCAGGGAGAAACUGUAAGUAUUGUGGGGAU